AAUUCUACUGUGAAUGGUAAUGUAUACGACGGUUUGAAUUGCGUCGUUGUUUCAUGUUCGUGUUGUCGUACUCGUACAGACUGCUGACGAAACUCAAUAUUGCUUUUCUUUGCUUCGCUUUGAAUGUUGCCACUGUAGAAGAUUGCGGCUGAAUAUUUGUUGAACUCAACGUUCGAUUCUUUCAUAUUGAACCGUCGUCAUUUGCUCUUAUUUAAUUUUGUUUCAAUUGUUGCAGUGAAACGCAGUAUGAAUCAUUGUGAAGAAAAGGCAUAGCGGAAUAUGUUCAAUCAUCAGUUUCAAAUUUGAUUUGUACAAAUUGAGUUUGACGUUUGGCGCAUAGCUCACUGACAGAACAGUUUCCCGCAUCAAUUCAAGUGAACGUUUGCAACCGACGCUCACCAUUUUCGCUAGCAUCAUCAGAAAUACAGUGAGAAAUCAUCAAUUUGGUGGCAUUAAUUUCACAUUUGAAUAUUUUCUCAUAAGAAAAUUGUUGUGCUUAAGUCACUGAUUGUUAUAAAGACUCAUUGUGACAUAAAAUCGGAAACAAUUGAUGACGCAUUGAAUUUCAGCGUCUCAAAGUAUCGCUUCGCAAACCAAAUUCAUUACAAAUGCCAUUAACAAUUCUUAAUUGUUGCAUUGAAUUACAGAUGGCCGCAAAAAUGGAUGUUGAUCGGCACGUAAGCGAAUUCGGUUUGUACGACUUUCCAGAUGAAAUUCUAUUGCCAAUAAUGACUCAACUGGAUGAUAUGACUCUGUUCAACAUGACGCUCGUGUGCCGUCGAUUCCGAGCCAUUGCCAAAGAUGCCUUCAGCAAAAAGUACACGGGCAAAGGUGACGAAGGGUUCUUUGAAUUGAAAUUGCGAUGCAAUAAUCCGUUUGCAGAUAAGGUCAAACAUCGCCCAUAUUUCGCCACAUUCGGAGAAGACAUGGCUGCAAUUCGAAUUGUUGAUUAUUCAAGAAAUGUCGACCUUUAUCACUGGUUGAUUGGUCAGAUACGGAAUUGUUGUAAAACACUACGACACGCGUCGAUUUUCGGCGGAAAAGAGAUCAACUUGGGAGAGUUUAUUCGGUGUGUGCCGACAUUGUCUCAUCUGUACUUGAAAUCCGUCAAGCUUCUGAAUCAAUCUUGGGCAGAAUCGAAUUAUCCUCGAUUGAUUGGCUUUGAUGCGGCCGAUAUGAGAUUGGAUGAAAGAGAUAUGGUGCAAUUCAUUAAUAACAACCGCCAAUUGGAAGAGCUGAGCCUCAAAGGUAGAUACAAUGAGAUGGAUAUGCAUAUUCUUCAUUCGCUCGGCGGAAUAUUACCGAAAUUAAAAUCAUUGUGUUUGGACUAUCCUGUGUGGAGAGUUUUUGAUGAAGAACCGGACUCAAUUGAAUUGAACAGUUUGGAAACGUUUGAAAUAAGCGGCCAUGCUUCGUUCAUGGAGAUUUUGGGUGGAAUGACGUCGUGUCAAAAUCUGAGAAAAAUCAGCAUGAAGGCGAAUGAAAAAUGGGAUGAAAGUGUUUUUGAUGCUCUUGGCCGAUUCAAGAAAUUGGAAUCGCUUAAAAUGUCCGCAUAUGAUUUAAAACCCGGGCAGUUGGAGUACAUUGUUGAGCAGUUGCCACGCCUAUCGAAACUGUAUUUGGUUGAUGUUCAUAUUGAUGGAGAAACCGACUUCUACGAAUUCAUUUUACACUCCAUUCGAAUCGGUAAGAAGUUGGCAUAUCUUGAAAUUUCUAGCAACGAGUGGGAGCCAGAGCUAAGCUACCCUUUCAUCGCCGAACUUGGCAAAAUCACGAAGCACAAUCCGUUGAAAUUCUCACUGAUACGUUACAACGAGAGAAUUACUUCUCAACGAGGCGAAGUUCGGAGCAAAGAUUCGGUUUUAUAUUGGGAUGGGUAUGAUGCAGUUCACAGUCAAUCAGCAACGAACUUGUUGGACUUGAGCGACGAAUGCUUGCAGAGAAUUGUAUCGGUUUUGAGCAUCAACGAUCACCACGCCUUAUUCAACACAUGCCAAAAAGCGCGACAAGUGAUCAAAGAUGCAAUUUCGCAAAAUGGUCUCCGCCUGUUACACGCCGAUAUCUUUUGGCCAAAGACCAAUGGGAAGGUUGAGGAGAAGGUUUUUCAAUCAUUAGGACCACAUAUUCAUCGAGUCCAAAUUGACGGCUGGUAUAGCUGGUCUUCUGGGUGGCAUGUGUAUCACUAUCUCAACCAAUACUGCCCGAAUUUGGGCGAAUUGAGUAUGGUCAACAUGUCUCACAUUGACCGAUUUUUCUUCAAUGGAUGUUUGCCGUGACUGAACCUGAGUAAAAUCAAAAUAUUGUGCAUUGCGGAUGAUUACGGAAAACUGCGCCACUUUGAUCCUCUCAAGUUGACGCAUUUGGAAAUUGGAUACUUCAAAGCCGAUUUUUGUUUCAUGGUUCACACAAAUUACAUUCGUUAUUUGACUGUGCUGAAGUUUGGCUGCUUCAAUGACAGUGUCAACAAUUUUUUGAAGGGGCUAGAUGAUCACAUUUGCGAGCAAAUGCAAGAGCUUAUGUUGACCAACAUCACCAAAGGCUACAAAGAAUGGAACGAGAGAGAUGCUGCGGAAAUGCGGGACUCAUCGGUCGCAGAAUUGAUUCAACUCAUCGCACGAUUCAAGAACCUAUCCACAUUACGUCUCCUCGUUCGCGACAUUGGAAAACAAAAUACGCGACCACUGUUCGAAAACUGUUCGAAAUUGAGCCAUUUGUCAAUCUGCUGUAAUGAGUAUGCAGACAUGUUUGAUUGGAUUGAAGAGUAUUGCACGCAAAUCAAAUCGAUUGAAGUAGUUAGUGAAUUAAAAUGUAAUGAAAUUCGACGCGCUGACAUGAACACGCUCCACGGAUUACUUCCAAACGGAGUGAUCGAGUGGUUUUUUAUUUAUGAUGAAUAUAUAUUCCCAUUCGAUCAAACGAAAGAUGUUCCGUCAUCACUAAAUUUUUCCUAUUAAGUUAAGUCCGUAAAACACUCAACUACACUAAAUCGAAUCGAUUUGUGAACUCAAUCAAAACAUUUAUUCAUCAUAGAUAUGUAAGAAGAGAUAGAACAAGUAUACAAUGAAAAUAAGAGACGACACUUGGUUGGAAUAUGAUCUUUCUAUCCAUCAUUUGAAUAUAAACUGCAAUUGUUGUUAGAUUAAGUUGAAAAUCAAAUUGGAAAUUCUAAAUGGAAAUCCAAAUGAAAAAUCAGUCUAAGUGAAACAAAAAAAGUUCAGCGAAAUUACUAAAAUCCUUUUGUAAAAUCGUAAUAAUGAGGUGCGACUCGAAAUUCUUCACUUUAUUCGACAAAUCGCGUGGAAAAUAAACUCGAAUUAGUUCGAAUUUCAAAAUUA
Sitodiplosis mosellana (orange wheat blossom midge) is the source of this 3335-nucleotide messenger RNA. RefSeq lists its product as uncharacterized. The transcript is spliced from 4 exons. Gene Ontology annotation, molecular function: protein binding. The record is from RefSeq and is a predicted model, not a curated record. NCBI's taxonomy places the organism in Eukaryota, Metazoa, Arthropoda, Insecta, Diptera, Cecidomyiidae. Bases 609 to 2276 code for a protein of 555 amino acids.